This is a messenger RNA of Oxyura jamaicensis (ruddy duck), 1505 nucleotides long. It is a transcript of the gene RHOF, whose product is annotated as ras homolog family member F, filopodia associated. Bases 103 to 765 code for a protein of 220 amino acids. Gene Ontology annotation, biological process: small GTPase-mediated signal transduction; cell migration. The record is from RefSeq and is a predicted model, not a curated record. The transcript has 5 exons. Gene Ontology annotation, molecular function: GTPase activity; GTP binding. Lineage: Eukaryota; Metazoa; Chordata; Aves; Anseriformes; Anatidae.
CCCGGCAGGGCGCGGGCGGCGCCUGGCGGCCCCGGGGCGCCCGGAGAGCGGCGGCAGCGGCGGGCGGCCCGGCGGGGCUGGAGCCCGGCUCGGCUCCGCUCCAUGGAAGCGGCCAACGGGGCCCUGCCCGACGGCGCGGCGGGCAGCAAGGGGGGCGUCGCGGCCGCUCCGUCGGGCAAGAAGGAGGUGAAGGUGGUGAUCGUGGGGGACGGCGGCUGCGGGAAGACCUCGCUGCUGAUGGUGUACGCCAAGGGCGCCUUCCCCGAGCAAUAUGCACCGUCCGUGUUUGAGAAGUACACCACCAGUAUUACCAUUGGCAAAAAGGAAGUCAUCCUGAAUCUGUAUGACACCGCAGGGCAGGAGGACUAUGAUCGGCUAAGACCACUCUCUUACCAGAACACAAACGUAGUGUUAAUUUGUUACGAUGUCAUGAACCCCACCAGCUAUGACAAUGUAGCAGUUAAGUGGUAUCCUGAAGUGAAUCACUUCUGCCGAGGCGUCCCGCUCGUGCUGAUCGGCUGCAAGACAGACCUUCGGAAAGACAAAGAGCAGUUGCGUAAGCUCAGGGCUUCUAAGCAGGAACCCAUUACUUACAACCAGGGUGAAGCAGCUUGCCAGCAGAUAAAUGCAGAAGUUUAUCUGGAGUGCUCAGCAAAAUGUCGUGAGAACAUAGAAAAAGUUUUUAAAGAAGCAACAACCAUUGCAUUAAGUGCCAUGAAAAAAGCCAAGCGCCAAAAGAAACAGAGAGCGUGCUCAGUGUUAUGAUCCGGACUGCAGGAGCGCAUUGACUGCACAAGAGCCACAUGAUUCAGAUUUUAGCAAGUGUGACUCUUUUCUUCCCCAUUUGUAUUCUUGCAAUUAUUUUUAUUUUUAAAAUUUAAAACUUCUAAGUAUUUUUGUACUUUUGUUACACCGCUCUCGCAAAGUUUUGAAGGCUCUUUAUCAAGGCUAACUGAUGCUGCAUGUCUUUGCCUUUUGCUCCCAACUGCAAACCACCACCAGUGAGGUCUUGGAUUCGCUACUUAAAUUGCGAUGAACAGGGGCUGCUACUAUGACUUCUGGUUUUUUCCUCUGCUAAAUUGUGGCAUAUUGUAGCUACAAUUUACAGCCUUUUUCAAGGAGAAAGGACACAUCUUUCAGCAGUUUUGUUAGAGCAGCCCAUCGGGCACCUUGGAAGACAGGAAUUAAGUUUGGUAUUAACAUUCUCAAAUUAAUUUGCUUGGUGGCAGUGCUGUGAGUUAGCCUCAAGCUGCCACCACAGGGCACAGCCAAAGCAUCCACUCCCCGUGAGCCAACUUUGCGGAGCUGCUCCUUCAGAUGGCUCCUUGCAAGGCCAGUACUGUAACAGAAAGUGGUAUUUAUCUUUGGAUAUGCAUUGGUUGCUCCAAUCCAAACGUAGAGCACCACAGAAAAUAAUUUACAGCAUGCAAAGAUAAAAGUGCUCCAGUCAGCUACUGUGUAAAAUAAAAGCAGUUUUACAAUAAACUUAUAUAGCUUAUUUAAUA